This is a messenger RNA of Nerophis lumbriciformis (worm pipefish), 288 nucleotides long. The record is from RefSeq and is a predicted model, not a curated record. NCBI's taxonomy places the organism in Eukaryota, Metazoa, Chordata, Actinopteri, Syngnathiformes, Syngnathidae.
AUGUCGGAAGAAAAGCCAAAGGAAGGAGUAAAGACUGAGAACGACCACAUUAACCUGAAAGUGGCCGGUCAAGACGGCUCGGUGGUACAGUUUAAAAUCAAGAGGCACACUGCUCUCAGCAAACUCAUGAAAGCAUACUGUGAACGACAGGGACUGUCGAUUCGUCAAAUAAGGUUUAGGUUUGAUGGACAGCCCAUAAAUGAGAAUGACACACCUUCACAGUUGGAAAUGGAGGAUGAAGACACUAUCGACGUGUUCCAGCAACAGACGGGAGGAGACUUUUCUUAA